AGCAACUGUGCUGCUGUCCUCGGGAAAUAACCAGGACUAUCUUGGCACGAUGGAGGAUUUACCCUACACCUAACAUCAUGUUAUCCCGGUGCUGCUGGUGGCUGCAUACAAUUGCAGAAAAUCUGGAUAUCUGAGUGCGGUUGCACCAUGGACGCAGCAGAGGUACUUGUAUCUUUCCUGGUAGUACUGAUCAUCAUUGUGUCGUUGCUGUCCAACGUGGUGGUGCUGAUUUGUUUUUUGUACAGCGCGGAGAUUCGGAAGCAAGUUCCCGGUUUGUUUAUUCUUAACCUGACCUUUUGCAACUUGCUGAUGACUGUGUUGAACAUGCCGUUGACUUUGCUAGGAAUUAUCAACAAGGAGCAUCCAGGAGGGGGAGGAUUCUGCCAAAUUGUGGGGUUUUUAGAGACAUUUCUCACCACUAAUUCCAUGCUGAGCAUGGCAGCUCUGAGCAUCGACAGGUGGAUAGCGGUUGUUUUUCCUUUGAGUUACCAUUCAAAAAUGCGCCACAGAGAUGCUUUCAUAAUGCUCGGUUACUCGUGGGUGCAUUCGGUAUCCUUCUCCGCCGUGUCGGUUUGCCUUUCGUGGGUGGGAUACCAUCAGCUUUACGCCUCCUGUACUCUGUGCAACGGGAGAGCGCACCACAACAGGACCCAGUUUGUGGUUUUUACAGUGGUUUUCCAUGCCUUUACCUUUCUCCUUUCCUUGAUAGUCUUGUGUUUUACUUAUCUGAAAGUGCUCAAAGUGGCGCGCUUUCACUGUAAGAGAAUAGACAUUAUCACAAUGCAAACCUUGGUGCUGCUAGUGGACAUUCACCCAAGUGUCCGACAGCGUUGCCUUGAGGAGCAGAAGAGACGGAGACAACGAGCUACAAAGAAAAUUAGCACCUUUAUCGGCACGUUUGUUCUUUGUUUUGCACCAUAUGUAAUAACAAGGCUUGUGGAGCUGUCUUCAGCAGUGCCUAUCAGUCCUCAUUGGGGAGUUGUUUCCAAGUGCUUGGCUUACAGCAAAGCAGCCUCAGAUCCCUUUGUGUACUCUCUUCUCCGGAAUCAGUACAAGAAGACAUGCAGUGAUAUUAUUAACAGAGUCCUGAAAAAGAGCUCACUAAACUCCUCUAGAAUAAGGGGUGAGAAUGGAAGAACCAACACCAUCCAAGCCACGGAAUGAAAACCCCUCAACGAAGGCUUGAAGAAGCUGUCAAGUAUGUAUGGUUCAAGAAUACCAAAAAGAUCCCAGUCCAUAAUUCCCAUUAUGUAAGUAUGGGCAACACAAUCUGAUUGGAAAUGGGUGACCAGUUAUUUUGAACACCACUGAUUUCACUUAGUCAUUUAAAUUGUCACAAGAAGCCUAAGUUUGAAUGUCAAGUUCAGUUGCAGGGCUAAAAAGAGUUUGUUGGUCCCAUGCUUGAUUCUCUACAACUUGAGAUCUCCAGUAUUUACCCCAGUGAGUUUAGUGCAAUAGGCAGUUCAUAUAGAUCUCCCUUGGAAUCAUGGUGUCUACUGGAGUUGAAUCCCAGUCCUACUUACAGUGUAUUUGAAGUGCUCUACAGAUUAAUGGAGGCCAUAUUUUUAUGUGAUAUCAGAUCCUAACAAUUGAUAAGCACUUAUUUCCUUAACAAGGUAGUUUUAAAAGGCAGAUAUAAAUUGAUAUAUGUGAGAUGAAGUCAAAAUAUUCCUUGUUUAUAAGUUUUGCAUGUUUUUUUCUUUCUUUUGGGAAAUGCUUUGGCACUAAUUUGAAUACAUUAUACUAUUUAUGUCUC
Polyodon spathula (Mississippi paddlefish) is the source of this 1756-nucleotide messenger RNA. RefSeq names its product G-protein coupled receptor 26-like. Bases 148 to 1164 code for a protein of 338 amino acids. Gene Ontology annotation, cellular component: membrane. Gene Ontology annotation, biological process: adenylate cyclase-activating G protein-coupled receptor signaling pathway. The record is from RefSeq and is a predicted model, not a curated record. Gene Ontology annotation, molecular function: G protein-coupled receptor activity. NCBI's taxonomy places the organism in Eukaryota, Metazoa, Chordata, Actinopteri, Acipenseriformes, Polyodontidae. The transcript is spliced from 3 exons.